Messenger RNA from Camelus dromedarius (Arabian camel), 342 nucleotides. Its product is annotated as small ribosomal subunit protein eS26-like. Gene Ontology annotation, biological process: translation. The record is from RefSeq and is a predicted model, not a curated record. Gene Ontology annotation, molecular function: mRNA binding; structural constituent of ribosome. Gene Ontology annotation, cellular component: cytosolic small ribosomal subunit; ribosome. Lineage: Eukaryota; Metazoa; Chordata; Mammalia; Artiodactyla; Camelidae.
AUGACCAAAAAAAGAAGGAACAAUGGUCAUGUCAUAAAGGGCUGUGGCCACGCACAACUUUUUCACUACUGUCUCUAAUGUAUGCCUGAGGACAAAGCCAUUAAGAAGUUCAUCAUUCGAAAAAUAGUAGAGGUUGUGGCCAUUAGGGAUAUUUCCGAAGCAAGUGUUUCCAACACCUAUGUGCUUCCCAAGGUGUAUGUGAAACUACAUCACUGCAUGAAUUGUGCCAUUUACAGCAAGGUAGUCAGAAAUCGUUCUUAUGAAGCCCGGAAGGACCGAACACCUUCACCCCGAUUUAGAUCUGCGAGUGCUGCCCCACGACCUCCACCAAAGCCCAUAUAA